Messenger RNA from Ostrinia furnacalis (Asian corn borer), 484 nucleotides. Its product is annotated as homeobox protein ESX1-like. Bases 5 to 484 code for a protein of 159 amino acids. The record is from RefSeq and is a predicted model, not a curated record. The transcript is spliced from 9 exons. NCBI's taxonomy places the organism in Eukaryota, Metazoa, Arthropoda, Insecta, Lepidoptera, Crambidae.
AGAGAUGAAGUUCCUUGUGUGUUUCGUUUUGGGCUUGGCCCUUCCAUUGGCCCUUGGAAGCCAAAGUGCUGAAGAUGGAAACGCAGAGGGUGCUGAGGGUAGAUCUUUCUUUCCAUCGCCAUCGGUGUUCCCAGUACCUAAUGUCGUCCCGUACCCACCACCAUCACCGGACGUAUUCCCGGUACCUGAUGUAAAUGUCAUACCGUUCCCACCACGACCGGAUGUAUUCCCGGUACCUGAUGUGAAUGUCAUACCGUUCCCACCACGACCGGAUGUAUUCCCGGUACCUGAUGUGAAUGUCAUACCGUUCCCACCACGACCAGAUGUAUUCCCGGUACCUGAUGUGAAUGUCAUACCGUUCCCACCACGACCGGAUGUAUUCCCGGUACCCGAUGUGAAUGUCAUACCGUUCCCACCACGACCAGACGUGUAUCCGGUACCCAACCGUAAGUUUCAUCCUCAUGAAAUAUCAAAAUUAUUUUAA